AUGGAGCAAUUAAAAGCAUUGACAAAAGGGCGCGCCAGACUCAAGGCCAAUAUCACACGGAGCUUGGCUUGGGCUGAGGACGCGCAACAUUCGAACGCCACACGGGCAGAGGUGUCUUCGCGGCUGAAGCAUCUCGACACAACAUGGAAAGAAUUCAAUAGAUUUGGUGAUGAAAUAGCUAUGCUCGACGAAGUAGAUGGCUAUGUGGAUCCGGAGCAUGACAACAUAUUCUACGAGGAAAAAUAUCUAAGGGCAGAUGCAUUACUUUCGGCGAUGGCUGCGAAUCUGGUACGACAUUUGGCUAUUACGGAUUCAGCUUACAACACCGUGUGGGAGCGACUUAAUGAAAGAUAUAAUCGUCCACGGCAUAUCGUGAAUUCACUAUUGGAGCAGUUUAUGAAGCUGCCAACAACAACAAGGUCGGAUACAACAACAUUACGGAAGGUGUCAGACGGCGCAAAUGAAAUAGUGCGUGGUCUGGAUGCCAUAGAGGAAACAGGACGAGACUGUUGGAUUAUCUACUUGACGCUGGAGAAGCUGGAUGCAGAUACUCGACGCAGGUGGAUCGAGCGCAGUGUGGAGACAGACUCACCCACACUGGAGGAAUUCUUCAAAUUUUUGGAUGCACGUUGCGAGGAACUAGAGCUCAGCAAGCGUGAAACAAUCGGAGGCAAGACUACAGCCUCAAUCGGUGACAAGACAAGGAAGGUCACACAUUCGCUGGUUGUACUUGAAGGAAACAAGUGCAGCAAAUGUCAUUCUACAGAGCAUCGUCUGUAUGGAUGCCAACAAUUCUUGGAUAUGUCAGCAGGACAGAGGUUUUCGUUUGCCAAGGAAAACGCUCUAUGUUACAAUUGUCUAAAACCUGGUCAUGGGGUCAGGAAAUGCAAAUCGACGUUCAAGUGCAGACAAUGUAAAGGUCAGCAUCACUCACUGUUGCACCUGCAACGCACGCAACAGGCUAUUGGAACAAUCGCACAAACUGGUGAGGAUCAGGAGGAUCCUAGCGCAAACAUCUCAACGGUGACUACGAGUCACAUCGCACAAGCAGAAGGUUCUGCAGCAAUGGUAUGUGCACAAGGCAGUGCCAAUUCACAACAAUCAACUGGAUGGAACAGGAGCACCUUGCCGACGGCCAUGGUCAACGUUCGCAACGCAAAGGGAGAUUUGGUAGCAUGCCGACUCCUAUUGGACACGGGUUCAGAACUGUCGUACAUAUCUGAACGCUGUAUACAAACACUUGGUUUGGCUCGUACGCCAUCACGCAUACUGGUUACGGGAAUUUCAUCAACCAAAGCAGACACUACAAGGGGAUGCAGCACUAUAAGCAUCCAAUCCCGUAUUUCGCAAGAUCAGCUGGUAGUCCAGGCUCAUGUGCUUGGAAAAAUUACGUCAUCAUUGGAAAGGCAGGCCAUCGACGCGUCUGCACUUCGAGUUUUCAACGAUCUGCAAUUGGCAGAUUCACAAUUUAGCACAAAUGCUCCAAUUGACAUUCUUUUGGGCAGCGAACACGUUUGGAGUGUUAUAACUGGAAGAAAAAUCUACGACGACAAAGGAAAGCUCAUUGCUAUAUCAUCAAUUUUCGGAUGGGUAAUUACAUCACUGCUUUCAUCACGCGCAUGCAGCGCUACGGCACUUACAACAACAAUAGACAUCGAUGCUUAUCUCAGAAGGUUCUGGGAACUGGAAAGCAUACAACGCAAAGCAGAAGUUCAACCUGAAGACGAGGAGGUGGAGAAACACUUUCUUGCAACACACACUAGAGACAAACAAGAUACACUUCAAGGAGCGCUACAGAGGUUCAAAUCAGUUAAACGACGUUUGGCGCAGAAUCAACAGUUACGUAACGAUUACGUAAAGUUCGUGAGGGAAUACCUGGAGCUAGGCCAUAUACGAGAAAUCCCACCGAGCGAAAUUCCCAAGGGUAGGAAUUUCUACCUGCCACAUCAUCCCGUAUUGGGUCGGAAACUUCGAGUGGUUUUCGACGGAUCAUAUCAGGACGCCAAAGGCAUGGCUUUAAACGACACGCUCUCGAUCGGACCGAGUAUUCAGCGAGACCUAUUUGCUGUGUGCUUGCGAUUCCGUAUGUACAAAUACGUCUUUUCAGCGGACAUAGUCAAGAUGUUCCGUCAAAUCUGGGUGAGCGAAAAACAUAGAGACUAUCAGAGAAUAGUAUGGAGAGAGGAUCCGUCAGAUACUAUCAAGCACUUCCAACUAUGCACGGUGACGUAUGGAACAUCAUGCGCACCAUUUCUAGCAGUCAGAGUGCUAGAGCAACUAGCUGCUGACCAUAAGCACGAGUUUCCAAACGCAGCAAAAAUCGUGUUGGAAGAUUUGUAUGUCAACGACGUUCUCACUGGAGCAAAUAGUGAGGAUGAGCUGCUACGCAACAGGGACGAACUCGUCCAACUGAUGUCCUGUGCUAACCUAGAGCUCGGGAAAUGGGUAUCGAAUACCAAACGCAUCCAAUCGGAGGAUAACACGGAUUCCUCACAAUCACCAGUCAAAGUGCUAGGGCUGCAUUGGCACCCUGAAGAGGACACAUUGUCGUACAAUGUAAACCUAUCGAAAUAUCCUAGCCGAAUGGUUAACGACGAUGGAACCAUUUCGGUCGCCAUACUUGCAGCAAAAACAAGAGUGGCACCUUUAAAGCAGCAGUCUUUGCCGCGCCUGGAACUAUGUGGCGCACUUCUACUGAGUCAACUUCUGCAAUCCAUAAAAGCUGGACUAAUGAACAACGACGUAACGAUCUACGCAUGGAGUGAUUCGACGAUAGUCCUGUCAUGGUUAUCGUAUUUACCAGCCCAACUCAAGACGUUUGUUGGGAACCGCACUUCAGAAAUCCUCGAAACCAUCCCGAAGCAUGCAUGGCGGCAUGUAGACUCAAAAUCGAACCCAGCGGAUUGCGCAUCCCGUGGCUUGGGAGUAUUCGAGCUCAUUGACUUCCAAUUAUGGUGGAAGGGUCCUUCAUGGCUGAGGGACAAACGCAUACAAGACGAAGUCAAAACUACGUGCCUAGCUGCGCAGACGAAUGUCACGACGGACAACCCAUGGAAUAAGCUUCUCAAUCGCAACUCAUCUUGGCUGAAGCUUAUACACACACUUGCUUACGUUUUGCGCUUCAUUCAUCGCAUGAAGCACCCAUCUUCGAAGCAAACAUCGAACUCUCUAACAUUCGAUGAGAUCAAGGCAGCAAGGAUUCGGUGGCUGCAACACGCUCAAGCUGGUUUUCAACAGGAGAUCCAGUUACUACGCGCAAACAAGGCUCUAGGGAACCAAUCUCAAUUGGUCAAGAUCUCACCAAUCAUCGACAAGGACAACCUGCUAAGAAAAGAAUCCAUUACUGAAGUCUCCUUGCGCCGAGGACCUCCCUGCAACCGCACCAGGGGUUUCGCCAAAUUUCGUCGCGACUUCGCUAAUUGUGGACCGCGGACUGAUCUGGUCCCAGAGCUUUGCCUCUUUCGCAUAGGUGUUCUGCACUUGGGAGCAAUGCUGUUGCAGGCCUAG
Drosophila ananassae is the source of this 3507-nucleotide messenger RNA. RefSeq lists its product as uncharacterized. The record is from RefSeq and is a predicted model, not a curated record. Gene Ontology annotation, molecular function: zinc ion binding; aspartic-type endopeptidase activity; nucleic acid binding. The coding region runs from base 1 to 3507 and encodes 1168 amino acids. Gene Ontology annotation, biological process: proteolysis. The transcript is spliced from 3 exons. Lineage: Eukaryota; Metazoa; Arthropoda; Insecta; Diptera; Drosophilidae.